GAACUGGUCGAACUUUGCUGUUGCAAAGUCGCACCCGAGCAAAAGUCUGCGAGUGUGGCUGGCUGGUGCAUCGCCGCUGGCGACGCGAAGACUGCAAAUCGCAUAGCCUUACGGCUUAGGGCACCCAAGGGAAAGGGGCACGGCAUACUGCCAUUUGAGGAAGUGUUCGGCACCAUGCUGCACGAGCUUACCCACAUCAUUCAUACAAAGCAUACAGCCGCUUUCUACGAACUGAUGGAUGAGCUGAGCAGGCAAUGGGAACAGCUGGAAGCCAGUGGACACGUCCUGGAUGAGUCCGGCUUCCCCACUGUGGGAGGACAUCGAGUCGACCCAAUGAACCACAAUCCCAGCGCCCUUGAGGCCGCCAAAUUUCAGGCGCUGGCUGCAGAGAAGCGAAUGCGGAUGAACCAGCUCAUGGGCUCCGGCAAACUUGGGGGACGACUGGACUGGAAGCAUCUCCCUGUUCGAGAAAGGGCCGCUCGAGCUGCCGAGCGGCGUGCGGCUGAAGCCAAGCUGGGUUUCGGAGAUGAGGAGUUGCCGGAUGAGGUCAGCCAAACUUCAACAGGAAGCUCCAAAGAGAAGCUAUCCAUCCUGGCAAAGAGGAAGUGGUGCCAAAAAGCUGGCUGUUCCUGCACGUCCCCUCACCUGGAGCCAACGCCCAAGCAGGAGAAGCCCAUGGCUUCUGCGUUUGCCACGGUAGACGAAGACGAGUUGAUUCAGCAAGCCAUCCUGGCCUCGAUUGUAGAGUCUCAGAGGCUGCAUCCAACUGCAGAGAGUGAGCACCUGCAGACCUGCAUUGUGCUUAGUGAUGAUGAGGACACUGCAGCUGCGGGCUAG
Messenger RNA from Symbiodinium pilosum, 837 nucleotides. Lineage: Eukaryota; Dinophyceae; Suessiales; Symbiodiniaceae. The record is from the annotation of a GenBank genome assembly.